Messenger RNA from Metarhizium album ARSEF 1941, 1134 nucleotides. RefSeq names its product Filamentation induced by cAMP/death on curing-related protein. The coding region runs from base 1 to 1134 and encodes 377 amino acids. The record is from RefSeq and is a predicted model, not a curated record. The transcript is spliced from 4 exons. NCBI's taxonomy places the organism in Eukaryota, Fungi, Ascomycota, Sordariomycetes, Hypocreales, Clavicipitaceae.
AUGAAACACAAUCUCCGAAAUACCAUCUCCCGAGGAUGGCCCUCUGCUUCACAGCGCCAGGGUGAUGUUUUCAUGACCAUCAGUGCCGACGAUGUUUAUCGCCAGGUUGGAGCUGUCCAACACCCACAGCAACUGUUUGAGAAAGCCAAGAGCUGGAUGACUUCCAUCCAAGACAUGGAGCGUGAUGAAGUGAAAGACGAACUCAUUCUUGCAGAGCUACACGGGGCCAUGAUCCGCGCAAUCUUUGGCAGCGAACUUUCUGAGCGAGAUCCGACAUACCAGAGUCAACUGUUGGAGCUCUACUCCAAGCAGUCUGGCCUAAAAAACAUGCCAGCCAAAUACAUUUUGCGAAGCCGGAACGAAGUUGUUCAACAUGCCCGGGCAUUCCAGCACAUUAUUCACGCCUUUGUCGUUGACAAAAAAGAUCUCUCAGAAGAUCUUAUCAAGGAAACGCACCGAAUACUUGUCAAAGGUGUCCCAAUUGUCGAGGAGGGGUACCCAGACGUUAGCCCAGACGAGUAUGGAGGAGUUUACAGAAAAGUUGUCGUUGGCGCGGGCACAACUAACUUCACCGUCCCCGAAUUUGUACCAAAGAAGAUGGAGGAGAUGUGCGAUGCCCUCAAAGACGAACUGGAGAUUGCCGAGGACAGGAAAGGAAUAGACCCAUUCUCCAUCGCCUCCAAAUACUCGAUGGAGUUUGUUAUGAUCCAUCCGUUCCAAGACGGCAACGGACGAAUGUGCAGAAUGAUACUUAAUGCUAUUCUUUGCCGCUACGCUGGGGUCAUAGUCCCCAUUGGAGAACAGGACGAGGAGAGGAGGGUCUACAUGGGUAUCAAGCGGCGCGCAAGCCAAGAAAUGGAGGGUCAUGGGGAUGCUAAUCCGGACGAUCUGCGACGAUUGCAUGUCACUUUCUGCUACAAGGAUCAAGACCAGCUCAAUCGCGAUGUUCAUGUAGCGUGUCAUUGCUAUGUCACUGACGAGGUGAGCCUCGAGUUUAUAGAGGCAACUGAAGCUGCGGGAAAGCCGGACUCGUCGAUGAAGAACGAGAAGGCAGCCGUUGUUUGGCCAGGCAUGGCAGAUCUUUGGGCUGCCCCAGAAAUUGGGUACGGCCAUCUUCCCGGUGCAGACGGUUAA